AUGGAAAUGGAGAGAUGGAAACAGAUGGAAAUGGAGAGAUGGAAACAGAUGGAAAUGGAGAGAUGGAAGCGGAGAGAUGGAAACAGAGAGAUGGAAGCGGAGAGAUGGAAACAGAGAGAUGGAAACGGAGAGAUGGAAACGGAGAGAUGGAAACAGAGAGAUGGAAACGGAGAGAUGGAAACAGCCUCAGGACAAAGUCAGUGUUCCUCCAUUGGGGGUCAGCUGUGUGACUACCACUUCAUUAGAUAUGAGAAGACCUGGGAAGAAGCCCAGAAGUAUUGCAGAAAGAACCACACUGACCUGGCCACAGUGUCUAACCAGACAGACAUGAAGAGACUCCGCAGCUCCACGACUGCAAAGCCUCCAUACAAAGCCUGGAUUGGGCUGCAAGAAAACACACCAAACAUCGUGUGGCGCUGGUCUCUGCCAGGGGUGAAGUUCAACGUAACCGAGAGUGAAUGGUCUGACAAACAGCCGGAUAAUGUAGACGAUCAGGAGAUCUGUGUGAGGAUGCAUGAUGGCACAUGGGAUGAUGACCAUUGUUCUGCAAAAUAUAAAUGUAUCUGCUAUGAUGUAGACAACUCAUCUGGCGAAACAUUUCAUAUCAGUACCUCUGAGAUGAACUGGACAGAGGCUCAGAGCUACUGCAGAGAUAAUUACACUGACCUGAUCAGUGGAGUCAAACAGCUAGAAGACUUCAAGACACAGCGCCGGAAAGAUGCAGAAGCUUUCUGGAUCGGCCUGUUCAGAGACUCUUACUGGAGUUGGUCAGAUGGGAGCAGUUUCUCUUUCAGAUCCUGGGAUAAAGAUGAACCUAAGAAGACAUGUGCUAUGACUACGUCAGAUGGAAAAUGGAGCUCUGAUGACUGUAAUAAUAAAAAACCCUUCUUCUGCUACGACGAUUCAGUGAUCCUGAUCAAGAAGAACAUGACCUGGGUGGACGCGUUAUACUACUGCAGAGAUCACUAUCGUGAUCUUGUCUCCAUCACCAACCAGGACGAGCAGCUCUGGGUCCAGGAGAGAGCCAAGAUGGCCUCCACUCCCUACGUGUGGCUGGGACUGCGCUACACCUGCACUCUGGACUUCUGGUUCUGGGUCACUGACGAGACGGUCCUCUACACCAACUUGGACCCCGACCAGUCUGGGGACGACUGCAACGUGUCUGGAGCCAUGGACAGAAAUGGAACGCACCAGUGGGUCAAAAUGAUCGACGACAACUACAAGUUUAAUUUCAUCUGUUCCAAGUAAAAACCUGCAGAAUGAAACUAAGUACAUUUACUCAAGUACUGUACUUUAGUAAUAAUGCUGUUGAGAUGAGGUACUUUACUUAUUUCUCAAGGUAAAUAACAUUUCAAGUAAAAAAGUCGUAAUAUUUUAAGAAGGAAAUCAUGAUAUUUUAGGAAGAAAGUUGUAAUAUAGAUCUUUAACUUUACAUUUUAACAGUGUGGGAUUAAUACUUUUACUGAAGUUAAGGAUGUGUUUUAUUCAUUUACUCACUUUGUUUGCAGUGGUGUGACGUUGACAUACUGUGUGUCCUCUGGGAUUAUUGAAUGGCAUUCUGGGAAAUGGAGGAACUUAUAUCUCAAAGUAAAUAUUUCAAAUAAAAAAGUCGUUAUAUUUCGGGGAAAAAAGUUUUAAUAUUUCCAGAAACAAGUUGUAAUAUUUCAAGUAAAGAAAAUCAUAAUAAUAUUUUCGUAAAAAUUCGUAAUAUUUCAAGAAAAAAAGUAAUAUUUUGGGACAAAAUUUGUAGUAUUUUAAGAAAAAGUCGUAAUAUUUUGGGGAAAAAGUUG
Sander lucioperca (pikeperch) is the source of this 1790-nucleotide messenger RNA. RefSeq names its product C-type mannose receptor 2-like. Bases 1 to 1248 code for a protein of 415 amino acids. The record is from RefSeq and is a predicted model, not a curated record. Lineage: Eukaryota; Metazoa; Chordata; Actinopteri; Perciformes; Percidae. The transcript is spliced from 4 exons.